Molecule: messenger RNA, 2835 nt
Organism: Gryllus bimaculatus (two-spotted cricket)
Lineage: Eukaryota; Metazoa; Arthropoda; Insecta; Orthoptera; Gryllidae
Source: the annotation of a GenBank genome assembly
AUGUGGGAGCAGGACGCCGUGUGCGGCUUGCAGGUGCGCUGGCGCGACGCCGGGGGCGCGCGGCAGCGGGCCGGCGCUGCUGCUGCUGGCCGCGUGGGCGCGCCGGGAGGCUGCUGCCGCCGGCCGAGGCCGCCCCGCUCGUGUCCGCCGCUCCCUCCGCGGCGCUGCGCCCGACCCGCCUACGCCCACCGCCUCUUUGUACGCACGGCCGCGCCCGCAGCUCUGCCUACGCAUGCCCAUCGGCAACAGAACAUCCAUCGCGCGGCGGAGGGCGGGGCGGUGCACCGCGCGGCGACGCUGGCGCUGGCCGAGCUGGUGCCCGCGGCGCGGCGCGCCCGCGGCACGGCCGCCUCCUACCUGCUGGCCGCCUACGUGCCGCACCUGCACCGGCAGCUGCGACUGGCCGCCGAGCGCCGCGACGCCGUCGCCGUGCAGCUGUACGUGCGCGCCCUGGGCACCGCCGCCACGCCCCUCGCGCUCGCCGCCUUCCAGCCCUACCUCGAGGUGCGCGGCUUCCGCUGUGGCUCGCUGCCGCUCAGACCGGGCGCGCCUCGCCACCGCCAAACAGAACAGACAAACCAUUUCAACAGCCAACAGACUCACGACAAAUCAGACUCGUCGUGUUUUGAACGGCGCUCUCUCUGGGAAAACCUAGUAAUAACAUCAAACAGCCAAUCAUGCAUAAGAGAAGACAGCGUUCCCAUUCGUUACGCCUUCGCAUCGACGAGGAACUGUGCUAACCAUCCCGAACAGAACAGACAACUUCAACAGCCCAACAGAACAGAACCAAAUGACCGCAGGUCGCAGUUUGACUGCGUCCGGCAAAACAAUAGUUUGCGCGUUCGGACCAGUGAAGGCUGUGAUCAGCAGCGGACGUUUGUGAACUGUGAGCAGAGACUCACGAUGCAUACCGGUUUCAUUACGCGCAGGCGGCUAGCAGCACGAGGGCGAUGCGGCCCGUUGGCGGCCGCGGUGGCGCUGCGCAAGUAUGGUGCGCGCUGCCUGGCCCCUGGCGGCGCGCGCGGCCCGCGCCUGGUGCGCCGGCUUCCUCACCGCCUAGCUGCUGCUGAACGCGCGCGAGCACGAGGCGGUUGCGGCGCCGCCGCCGCGGGCGGUCGUGGUGUGCCGCCCCGCCCGCCCGCCGCUCGCGCUGCGCCGCCUCGCCACCCACGCGCGCAGAGCCCAGCCUGGCGGGUCGUCGCGCCCUGCGGCACGCCCUGCACGCCGCCGCGCGCAAGCCCGCGACCCGCUCGCGCGGCACACUUGGCUGCCAACGCCCAGGCGGCGCUGCCGUUCCUGGAGCCGUCUCCGCUGAGCGCGCACUACUCGCGCAGCUACGCGGCGACCGAGCGCUCGGCCGGCGGCGGGGCCCUGCGCGCGGAGGUGGACGUCCUCAACGGCGCCGACAGCACCGUCCCGGACGCCGUCUUCGCCGACAUUUUCAAGAGCACGGACGACGCCACGCUCGAAGCGCUUGUUCAGGCGCAAUGGAAGAUUGUUGUACCAGCAGCAACAGCAUUAUAUCUUACAGUACAGUAUUUCAUCACAUAUGGCAGAGGAGCAUCAAUAUUAUUUACCAGCUCAGAUUUCUUCUAUGAACAAAUUAUGCAGGAAGUCCUCAACAUGGACAAUAAGAAAGAAGGUAAUGCCCCUGAACACACAGAGGAAUCAAAGCCAAAAGGUAAAACAAAAAGCGCUCGAAAUGCGAAUGGUGAAGAAGAAGCAAAUGGUUGUGAUCCAGAUGUGGAAGGCGAAGAAUGUGAAAAACGCAGAGAGGACAUUGGGUUCGCUGAAGAUUUUAAGAAGCACCCGGACUUAGGCGUAUUCAAAUCGAUUUGUGGCAACAGAAACAUCAGUCUAAGCGAAUGCGGCUUGCGAAGUCUUGAAUAUCUUAUCCAGAGCCGACAGCGGCGGCGGAAUGAGGAGGGCGAUGAGGGGUACGUGAGCGACGUGGGGCAACCGGAUGGCACUCAGGAACCGAGAGCGGAAGGCAACGGCAGCCAAGCAACAGAGAGCAGGGCGAGAGCGCAUGGCCCAAAAGCCACCGAGGGGCGGCCGAGGAACUGGCACAACCUUUGUGACUACGACAACACAGAUGGGAAGCAGUACGAGCCCCUGUCCGCAGGAUGCGACGGGCAGCGCUCGAGAAGCGGAGCGGGGGCGGAGGCGGAGGCGGAGGCGGAGGAGCGACGCGGCUUCUCCAACGAGCAACUGCGGCGCUUGCUGGGGGUCCGCAGCCAGCCCUUCGAACCCUUCACAGGCCACGUGGCCUUCCAGGCCCUCGGAGCCUCCUACUUCGUGCCCUUUGGCGCCGACUUCGCCAGGCAGCUUUCCGACUUUGUGAUAGUAUUACAUCCCACAAUUCCAAAGAAAACGUAUUCAUCCACUGACAAUACUGUAAGACGGAUAUCAAAUGUUGAUUUGGCUAUAGAGCCCGAGAGGUACUCCCAGAAAACCUCCUACCGCUUCGGCUUCGCACUCCCGUUCGAGAACACUUUAUAUUCCGCGGGCGUUGAGCGCGACGUGCAGUUCCAUCUGCCAGUGGACCUGCAGCUCGGCGCUAGCUUCACCUGGCGGCAGGGCGGUGUACCUCACGGAGCUUUCACCGCGACUCUAACGCCACUGCUCCGGCGUGCUGACGAGCGCCUCCUGCACUACAACGUAGUACCCUUCGUCGGCCGUCAGAGCGCACUGCAGCCCGCGCCGCCGUUGGUCGGCCGUCACGACGUUGUCCGCGGCCGCGCCCCGCCACAGAAUGUUACAUUUUUGUUGAAAUGGCACCACCUCCGGUUUACUGAGAAUACUCCUUUGGAAUGGGAUGCAAUCAAUAUGUGA